Molecule: messenger RNA, 2154 nt
Organism: Suillus fuscotomentosus
Lineage: Eukaryota; Fungi; Basidiomycota; Agaricomycetes; Boletales; Suillaceae
Exons: 9
Coding region: 1-2154 (717 amino acids)
Source: RefSeq, a predicted model, not a curated record
AUGUAUCCUUCUGUUGCCAUCUCGCUUCGUACACUCGCUGCCUACCGUCAGUCGCACCGAACGUGUCCCCGGUUCAGUAUCCAAUCACAAUGCAAGACUUUAUGUUACCUUCACGAUAUUCCAUAUCGGCCAUACUUAAAAAUGCAAUUCUCGGCAGCCUAUGACAUUUUUCUAGAAAUCCUCCAUCGCAUCAACCAGCGUCUGCGUCAGGCGCUCAAACGGGAUACCGUCAACUGGCGUAUGUUAAACACAUGCCCUGCAUGCUUUUACAAGCUCGACGAUGAACCUGCCCUCGAUUUUGAAUGGCUGGUAUCAAUUGACGGUAACAAUAGCCUGAAGCGAUGGGACUCGUCCAUCUAUGGUACCACCGCCCGAUCUGAUUCUCGCACAGCUCGUUCGGAUUAUUGGAUUCAUGCUGACGCUGUUGACAAGUUUGAGAAUGAAGUCAAAUCCCGACAAACAGACUUGAGGAAUGAUGACGACUGGGAGGAUGAGCCUACAGACCCGGAUCAUCCGGGAGCAUUCACAUGCAUGUUUGCCGUAUUCCAAGAGUCAGGUAUUUUUAUCGCUUCAUGCCGCCAUCGCUUUGUGCUUCUCGCGUGUGAUAUGAUCCGAAGCGGAGAACUUGCGAAAUAUCCGAUAGCGAUCAUCGACAAACUCCUUACGGUAUAUGGAAAAAAUGGAGGUUGCGCGUACGAUAUUGGUUGCGCAUUCUCGAAGACGUUAGCUAAUAGUACGUUGGGCCCUCGUGCACACGAUCUCGGCUUUCGGAUGAUGGUUGGCGCCUUCCAUGGCCAUGCGCACAAUCGAAGGUGUCAGCUUGACUGGCACCCAAUGUAUAUCUCUGGAACUGGCCAUACUGAGGGCGAGGGUUGUGAGCAUAUCUUCUCUGCAUCUAACGAGCUUGCGCGUAGCACAAGGCAUGCUAACCGUUUUCAUCGCCACCAAGCCAUCGAGGAACAUUUCGCUUUUUGGGAUGCCGAUAAGUAUGCUGCACUUAGUAAUUAUUUGUGGACUCAUUAUCGCGAAGCGUUGAAAUCUGUUCGGUUGCUGACAGCCGAGCUAGAAACUAUCAAGGCCGAGCUACGCCUUAGCGACAACGACUUCCCUGGAUUCUUUGAUCAGGAAUGCAUAUAUCUGGAUGGUCUGAAGCAGCCAGCUCCACGAGAUCGACUCUCUAUACGUUACGUUGAAGUACUAGAUGAACUCGCUGAAAGAAGCUUGGAACAGAUGCAUGACGCCCUGAAGCAAGCUCGCAUCCGAGUUAAUUCUUCAUACGCCAAAUUACAGCAUGCCGAGGGGCUUGUUGCUCAUUGCGAAACACUCUUAUCUGUCGAUGAGAGAUGGUUGAUUGGCGGUGACGAAUACAAACGUUUCAAGGAGGAAGCGACACUCGGCAAGUAUCGUACUGCAUUGGAUGAACUCGAACGUUUGGUCGUCAUGAGAUUGUUUGAACUCUCAAAGCUCUCGUUAUCGGGCACAGGAUACAAACUACGUCAACAGAUUAGUAAAGCUUUACAGCGGCGCUCGGACACUAUUCGCAACGCGAUCAAUCACUACAAUAUCCAGGCUGCUUCCCUCAUCCCACCGAGACAAACGAUCGCAUGGAAAGACAUUGCCGAAUACAGUUUCCUUGGCGAGUUUGACCUUCUGCGUGACUCUCGUACUGACAUCCAAGACAAGGAUUGGGCAAGGCCAGCUCACCGUGAGGCGACUACAAAGUACUUCAAGCUCUGCCGAGCUCGCGAAGAAAUUAUUCGACUCAAUAUUGAAAUUCGCCGGCUCCGAACUGCUAUCCACGAUGAAACCAUUGACACGUCUGCCGUUAUCGACGAACUUCUUGUAGCUAACCCUUUGCUUGCUGCCGAGUUGAAACGCCAGUGGCGCUCACAGGCGGCUAUCAACGCUGUGCACACAUAUCGGUUAGAUCAGAUUGAGAGACUAUUUGGAUUCUCUGGUAUUAGUGGCAUUGGAACUCGCCUUGCGAAUCCUGCGUUCAGCAGACCAGUCAAUACCAACGGUGCUAGUUCCGCACAAGCAGAGAAUCCUGAUUCUUCUGCAUCGGAAUUCCAUGAUAUUGAAGCCCUUGACCGUGAAGAGCACGAAGUGGUCACCGAAGACAUGGCUGAUUUUUUGUACUCAAUAAACGACUGA